Messenger RNA from Cinara cedri, 2082 nucleotides. The record is from the annotation of a GenBank genome assembly. NCBI's taxonomy places the organism in Eukaryota, Metazoa, Arthropoda, Insecta, Hemiptera, Aphididae.
UUUUGUUUAUAUUAAUUAACAAUCAAAAACUUUGUGUCCACUGUCCUUAAAAUGACAUUUUUUUUUUACUUUUUGUAAAUAAACUAUAACAUAUCUAGUGUGUAAAUGUUAUUAGUUGAUAUGAAACGUUGUUAAAUUUUGAAAUUAUAAUUGUCCAUUUCAUAAUAUUAUGGCUGAAGAAGUAGAAAAUUUUUUUGGAGUUUACCUGUUAUAUUGUUUAAACCCAAAAUCUAAAGGAAAAACUUAUAUAGGUUAUACAAAAGAUCCCAAUCGUCGUAUAAAACAACAUAACAAAGGUGUAAAAAGCGGUGGAGCCAAAAAAACCAGCACUCGAGGACCAUGGUAUAACAAUUGUCUACCAAUUAUAAUAUAAUAUAGUUAAUUGUAAAAAUAUGGCAUUUACUAUUUUAAUACUAACCAAUGAUUUUUAUAGGGAAAUGGUUCUGAUAGUCCACGGUUUUCCUAAUGAUAUAUCAGCACUUAGGGUAAGAUACAAUUUUAUGAAUAUUAAGAUACAAUGUCAGUUUAGGCACGUCUUCAAGGGGAAGGGGGAGGUGAACCUCCUUCAUAAAAAUUUUUAAUGUAUACAAAUUACUCUAAUUGUCAACAAAAUAAUAACGAUAAAAAUUUUAAUUUACCACUGUCAAUAGAAAAAACUGGCAUAGAUAGCUUUAUGAGUCAUACACGUCUCUAAGGCGAAAAAUACGUCUUUAGUAAUUAUUUAUUUAAAAAGUAGAUUCUCUUCCUCCUCGAAAACUGUCUAGAGACGGCCUUGUUUCAGAUUAUAAAACUAAAAAACAAUUUUUCAGUUUGAAUGGGCUUGGCAAAACCCUAAAACAUCUAGAAGAUUGAAACAUGUUUCGCCAAAAGCUAGAUCUGAAAAAAUGUAUGACUAUUGUAUACGUAUACUUAGUGAAAUGCUGAAUGUUGGUCCUUGGAAUCGCCUAGCCUUAAAUAUUCGGUGGCUGAAUGAGACAUAUCAACUACACUUCGAUGUAAGUAAAUAGUAAACAUUUUUAAAUAAUAUUUAUUAAUAAAUACAGUUAAAAACCGAUUAAAAGUGUUGUUGUUUUAUUUACAGAUUGAUAAAAUUCCACCAAUGCAUAUGUCUAUAGGUACAGGACCAAUUGUGUGUAAGAAAACUGUGUCAUCAAAUGUGUUUGAAAGUGUAUUAUGUGUUUUAUGUGCUCGAAUUUCUUCUCCAGACAGUUUAUUGAUUUGUGUAAAUCCAAAUUGUCAAGCAGUCAUGCAUAUUCUUUGUCUUUCCCAGCGAUUCUUAGGUUCAUCUGAUCAUAUUAUACCUAUUGAUGGUGAAUGUCCAGCGUGUGGCAUCCGCAUGCUUUGGAGUGAUUUAAUUCGCAAAAAAGAUGGAUGUUAUACAAAUUUAAAUUCCAUAAACACAUAACUGAAUUCAUUUAUUAAAUUGUAAUAAUUAAUGUAUAAAACUCUAUGAAAAGUGUUCCUCUUUUACCAAUUUACCAACAACUGAGUACCGUUCUGUGAGACUAUUACUGGAUGAUGACCAAAUGACCAUCUGCAUGAUAUACAAAAUUUGACUACGAGCUGUAACAGUUGGGUUUACAUAACUGUAGCAGUCUCUUGUAAACCAGAACUGAAAAACUUAUAUUUUAAUUAAUUUUUGAUAUUUUUCAUGUUUUAUAUUACUUUUAAAAUAUUUUUUGUAUAUUUUUUUAUUAUUGUUAUAAUUUUGGUUUUUUUUUAUCUAAAAUAAAAAUAGCAUAUUUAUCAUUAAGUUUAUGAAAUCCAUUUUUUUGUGAAAAUUUAAUAAUUUAUGUAUUUGUUUUAUAUUAAGUUAAUUAUUAUUUUUUAAAUUAGAUAAAAUAAUAGUAAAAUGACAAGUCGAUUAGUUUUAUUAGAUAUUUAGAUAUGUUGUCUGCUAACAACCUAACAUAUAAAAAUGUAACAUAAAAUGUUAUAUUGUUAUAUAUGUUACUCAUACUCUAUAUUACUCAUUUUCUAGAGCAAGUAAUUGGGGUUAGAUCCUGUAUCUUCCUGUGGUCCCCUCUGUAAGUAGUGUCAUUAAAAUGUCAACACAAAACCAAAGAGCAUCAGUCCGGCAAC